GCGCGGCCCGGGAUUUUUACCGCAAUGCAUCAGUCCGAGCGUCAGAACUCAGCGAACGCGUGAACGAGCCGCUCAGGAUGGCGCUUAAACUCGACAGAUCUCUGAUAACUGAUCAGAAACAUCAGUCUGAUGCUUGAGGAUUAUCACACGAGAUUCUGCAAGAUUACAAGCCCCGGAACAUCUGUUCAACAUCACAUCAGCGGGACGGGCCGCUUCAGAACCGCUCAGAACAUGAAGAUCCGUCAGUGAGCGACAGAAGAGAGAGAGAGAGAUCAGUGUGUGUGUGUGUGUGUGUGUGAGCAUCAUGGACGAGUGUGUGAGACGCCUGCUGCUCCUGUGUGUGUUCUGCGCGCUCUCAGUGUCGGUGUGCCGCGGCGCGUGUGCGGAGGUCGACUCGGACACGGAGGCCGUCGCCGGCCGGAGCUUCAAGCUGGGAUGCAUUUCCUGUAAGAUGCGCGGAGAGGUGGAGGCCACGGCGACCAUCGACUGGCUCUUCAAGGCGCGAGGAGAGGACGACUUCAUUCACAUUUAUAGUUAUGACGGACAGGUGUCCAACAUCGUCGACGAGCGCUUUCAGGAUCGGGUGGAGUGGCACGGCAGCAGGAAAACCUUCGACAUUCAGGACGCGUCUGUGGACAUCCUGAACGUCACCUUCAACGACUCGGGCGUCUACCGCUGCAUCUUCAACCGCAUCCUCAGCUACGCGCACUACGAGUUCACCACCAUCGAACAGAAAGAGGUUUACCUCACUGUGGUGGCCAAAGCCACGCGCGGGACGGCGUCCAUCGUGUCGGAGGUCAUGAUGUACGUGUCCAUCAUCGGGCUGCAGCUCUGGCUGCUGGUGGAGAUGAUCUACUGCUACAGGAAGAUCGCCGCCGCUGGAGAGGAAGCUCUGAGAGCCAGCGCUGCGGAGUAUUUAGCCAUAGCGUCUGAGAGCAAAGACAACUGCGGCGGUGUGCAGGUCGCUGAAUAACACAGGUUUUUCCCAGGAGCCUCUUCCCAGAAAGCCUCUUCUGAUUGGCUGUCUCUGGCUCCUGUUUUUAUACCUGUUCUUCUCACCUCCACCUGAUCGAUCAGAUCCUCUGUUCCGCAUGACGCUAUGCAUGACUCGACCGGAGAAACACCUUCCUCUAUCGACUGCAUCACUCUCCACUGAAACAGAAAAGCGCAAUACUUUGAUUUUGCACUAGAGGUCAGUGAAGAGCCAGGAGUCUUUAUUGGUCCUGCCACAUAUCGAGGCCAUACAGACAAAUAUAUAAAUAUAAAUAUUAUAGUUAAAGCCAAACGCCGUGCAGUGCUAUAACUGCAUGAGUUCGUGUGAAUGUAAAUCAGUUUAUAUGCAGAGAGAAACUCUUAUAAUCAGCUUCAUAGAGGUUAUAAAUCUUAGUUGUAUAAUAAUCCAUACGGUGCAAUAUGACAAUGUAGCAGAAUAAAGUUUGAUAGCGAUUACCUCGUGCCGAAAUGCAUUGUGGGUAAGUGCAUUAAGACAUACGAUCGCUCGUCAUCUCCCGCUCUGUGCCGUUUUAAUGCAUGCCCACACUGCAAGAGCCAAUCACAUUCCUGCUCUCACUGAACCAGCCAAUCACAGUCCGGCUCUGCUGAACCAGCGUUUCUGAGAGAGACGCAGCAGUGAAUGCUGGGAAAAGCAGUGCUGGAGACAGAGAGAGAGAGAAAUGAAUCUUGUGACUGUGUGAUUUCUGAUCUUGUGUUUGUAACCCUGAAUAACAAAACUACGUCAAAUAUAAUUGAUCAGAUAUUUCUUAAUAAACGUUACACUGACAACACUGAAGAAUUCUUUAUAUUAUUAUCACUGUUAUUAUUUGCUAUACUAAUUGCAUAUUUUCUGUAAGCAUGAAAUAGUCUGAUGAGCUGCAAGAUUUUUAAUAAAAACACUAAAUGAACAAUA
Messenger RNA from Ctenopharyngodon idella (grass carp), 1906 nucleotides. It is a transcript of the gene scn1bb, whose product is annotated as sodium channel, voltage-gated, type I, beta b. Gene Ontology annotation, cellular component: voltage-gated sodium channel complex. Gene Ontology annotation, biological process: cardiac muscle cell action potential involved in contraction; regulation of heart rate by cardiac conduction; sodium ion transport. Gene Ontology annotation, molecular function: sodium channel regulator activity. Lineage: Eukaryota; Metazoa; Chordata; Actinopteri; Cypriniformes; Xenocyprididae. The coding region runs from base 305 to 973 and encodes 222 amino acids. The record is from RefSeq and is a predicted model, not a curated record. The transcript is spliced from 7 exons.